This is a messenger RNA of Cylindrotheca closterium, 1079 nucleotides long. Lineage: Eukaryota; Bacillariophyta; Bacillariophyceae; Bacillariales; Bacillariaceae. The record is from the annotation of a GenBank genome assembly.
GCAAAGCUUUGCCCAUCAUGAAAUGGCUUGCUGCCUUUAGAUCUGUCAUCCAUGAGAGCUAUGGUGUGAGAGGUUUUCCUCUUGGAUAUGUCUUGAGAGAAGACGCUGAUGUGCCAGCUGAACCACCGCUUGCUCCGGAUCGACCAUAUUCUAUUGAACAUGGAUCGCUUGUUGCCGAAUUCACUGCUAGAGCAUCCCAUACUCACCCUAGGUUUCACCAGGAUAAUGCUCAAGUAUUUGCCAAGCUGGAAGAAGCGCUACGCGGGACGACUUAUGCUUUGUCUCUGACCCCAUUUGAGCAGACAAGAGAUGGAAGAGGUGCCUUCUUUGCCAUUGUUGCUCAAUACCUCGGUAAAGAGAAGUGGUCCAAAGAAAUUGAAAAGAACACUGAUUUCAUUACUGUUCAAAACAUGUGGAAUACCAGAUCCCAAAUGAGCAUACAAGGAUUGGAUACUUCCUUCGAAGCGCUCCACACAACUGAUCCUGGGCUCCAUGCAACUAUUGCCAACAUUGAGGGCAACGAAGAUCCCAAUGGACCAAGAUAUUCUUUUGAAGAAUGUGCACGAUUGCUCCAACUUGCCGACCCGGUUGCCAAGAAGAACAAGCGCAGUCAUGCACAAAUCUCAGAUGCUACUGUUACCAUUGAUGAAUCAGCCAACCAAACCAUUGAGAUUGCGUCUCUGCGAUCUGGAAUUGGAAAGACUGGCGUUCAUCUCCGUUUCUACAAGAAAAAGGAGUUUGAUAAGCUCCCUGCAGAGCAAAGAGCCGAGCUGAAAGCUUGGCGUUUGACACCUGAAGGGAAGGCUGCAACGGCAAGAGAUGGAGCUGCAAAGGCUAAAGCUCAUGGUGGAAACUCGUCUCCAAAGAAAGAAGGAAAAAUAUCGGCUGCUGCUUUUGAAAAGGAGCUGAAACGACAUGUCAAGCAGUACACUGACAAGGAAGACAAGAAGAAAGGUCUCCAUGAUACUCGUGUCAGUGCACUCAAAACAGUCAAUGCCUCUGGAAUGGCGCCUGCUCCUUCUGCAUCUGCUGAUGUCAAUGCUAUUGUUCUUGCCAAGAUUCUUGGGAAGAAAGAUUGA